AUACAUCGGAAGCUUCGUGACGCGUGCUGGUUUUAUUGCGAACGCGCCUUCGGCGAUGUUACAGGUACAGCUAAUCCCUCUGAAAAAUAUAAUAUACUUUGGAUGCUGAAAAAUUGCAGGUAAAUCGAUGCAGGUAUAAGCAAUUACGAAUUAAAAAAAAAAGUUUUACCUGUAAAUAAAGGCUCCCGACCACUAGUCAAUGUAGCACCCAAAUUCAAUAGAUUCGAUAAAUAGACCAUCGGUCGUUUGUGAGACGAACUAAAGACACCUACAAUAAAUUGAUAGGUUAAUGAAUCGAAGUCCAGAUGUGGAUUUUGAAUAACAAUAUCGCAGUUAACAAUGAGAAUCGAGGAGAGGAUACGCGGGGCAAUGAUAGAUUUUUAUAUUUUUCACAUGUGUGGCCGCGAGCCCUUAUUCAGAAGCAGAAUCAAUUUUUCAAUUUGUAAUCGCUUAGAUGAUCGAUUUAUUUGCAAAUUGGCAAAGGCUACCGUUUGUUCGCGAAAUGAACUAACGAUCGGCAUAAUAAUAAAAUGUUCGUUAAUCAAUUUUAUAGCCUUUUAGCUCGACUCGAAUUUGGAUGUUCGUUUCAUAGCAUCGAAAACAUAUUUUAUUUUUGAAGGGACUAGUUGUGGAAAUACUACCACGCGACACCGAGAAAAGUUGUAGCUCGUUCAAUGAGGUAUCCAGUUGCAUAAUUUGUUUAUCGAUUUUCUUCAAAGGACUAAUUUCGACUGGUAAUUUUGGACGCCUAAAAACUUUCCACUGGUAUCUCUGGCCGGCUCGGUCGCUCGGCGCUUUCCCGCCGUAUCGAAUAAUGUGGACGCUCGAUCACGCGUAUUUGGUGAGCGCGACAGAUAAGCGUCGUGCGUUCCACGGCGAGUGUCGCGUCGCGCGCCCGCAUGCCUUCGAUUGAUUUGCACGAGCGAGCGCUCGGUCGACGCCGCGAGAGCUGAUAACCGAAAGAAAGGCUUCGGCACCGAGGGCCGGCCGGCUCGAGAGCCAGUCGCGAAGAUGUCGUGCAGCGCGGCGGUAGCGGCGGCGGCGGCGGCGACGGGCUCGUACUGGCCCCUCGACGUCGAGGACCUCGGCCGGCUGAACCCCCUCCUCGACGCCCACCAGUCCCAGCAGCAGCUCGGGUUCGCGUACUGCAGCGACAGCCGCUGGCUCGGCUGCGCCGCCACGCAGCACUGCCCGCUGUACGCGCCCGAGCCGCUGCACUCGUGGAGGCAGCUGCCUUGCCGGCGCGAGCUUGCCGAGUACUACGCGCCGAUCGGCGACGACGGGGCCACCCUCGAGCACCUGCUGAGCAACGAGAAGCGCAAGGAGAAGUCACGGGACGCGGCGCGCUCGAGACGCAGCCGCGAGACGGACAUCUUCGCCGAGCUCGCCCGGGCGCUGCCCGGCCCGCAGGCCUGCCCGUGCCCGCCCGCCUCCGAGCCCCAACACCUCGACAAGGCCAGCGUCAUGCGGCUCGUCAUCGCCUACCUCAAGACGCGCAGCCUCGUCCACGCAGCAGUGCCCAAGCAGCUCGCCAAGUCCGAGCCGUCGUCCGACCUGGAGGAACUGCUACUCCAGGCCCUCGACGGCUUUGUCCUCGUGCUCGACAACAACGGAGACAUGGUCUACCUCACCCCGAACGUCAAGGACUACCUGGGUAUCGCGCAGAUGGAUCUCAUGGGGCAGAGCAUUUACGACUACAGUCACCCGUGCGAUCACGACGAGAUCAGGGAAUCUUUCACCGCCAAGACGUCAGAGCCCAGUCAAGAUCGCCUCUGCAAUUUCUUCCUCAGACUCAAGUGCACGCUCACGAGCAAGGGGCGCAAGGUUAAUCUCAAGAGCGCAUCCUACAAGGUGCUGCACUGUACUGGCCGCGUUAUCGUUCACUCGAACGAGCAAAGCCAUCAAGUCUGCCAAUCGGCCGAGUCGAACAAUCCGGACGAACCGAAGGAAAAGGAACCCAACGUUUCCCUCGUUGUCGUUGCUUCGCCGGUACCACAUCGCAACAUUGAAAUCCCACUCGGCAGAUUUACUUUCUUGUCCAAGCACAAUCUUAAUAUGAAAUUCACCUACGCCGACGACAAAUUAGCUGAUUUCCUCGGCUGGGAGAGUAAAGAAUUGAUGGGCCAGUCAGUCUUCGAUUUUCAUCAUGCUCUUGAUAAUCUAUCUCUGGACAAGUCUUUUAAAUCAUUGUUUAGCAAGGGCCAGUGCGAGACAAAGGCCUAUCGUUUCCUGAACAAACGAGGCGGUUACGCCUGGGUCGUGACCCAAGCGACGCUCAUCCAUUGUUCGAGACUCCAGAAGCCACUGUCGGUUGUCUGCGUUAACUAUCUGCUGAGGUAAAUCAAAUGAGCUUUUUUUCUCGGUAAAGAGAAAAUUGCUUUCGUUGGAUGAAGAUUCGUCUCUAGAGGAUUCUAGGUAGCGAUAGAGAGGGAGAGGAAUAGGACAAGGGCGAGAAACGGCUAUGGCAUGUGGUCGAUAUAGGCCACGAAAAGCGAGAGGGAAAAAGCUCCCUCCUUUUUCUUUCUCUCCCUUCGGCCCUACCAUUGUUUUCUUGCCGAAAAAGGGGAGAACAUUGGCGUUGGCGCAAAGGUCGCGUCGCAGUGUCGGGCUCGUAGCGCUGCAAAUGUAACGCCUCGCGAAUUUCAAUAAUUUCAAUGGGCAGACGAUCAAGGGCCUCCUCUCACAUUCUUCAGUUUCGCAAGUCUCGUAUUUUUCGCAGCGUCCUCAUCCUCGUCCUCGAGCACGCGGAUAAACGAUCUCGAUCUUUUGUUUCCGCGAGACUGUUUCUUGUUUCUCUCUCGCUGCACGUGCGUCGCGUCGUUGCGUAACUGGCGCGUACAUACGCGUC
Messenger RNA from Phymastichus coffea, 2848 nucleotides. It is a transcript of the gene sima, whose product is annotated as hypoxia-inducible factor 1-alpha. NCBI's taxonomy places the organism in Eukaryota, Metazoa, Arthropoda, Insecta, Hymenoptera, Eulophidae. Gene Ontology annotation, molecular function: protein dimerization activity; DNA-binding transcription factor activity, RNA polymerase II-specific; RNA polymerase II transcription regulatory region sequence-specific DNA binding. Gene Ontology annotation, cellular component: nucleus; cytoplasm; transcription regulator complex. Gene Ontology annotation, biological process: cellular response to hypoxia; regulation of transcription by RNA polymerase II. The record is from RefSeq and is a predicted model, not a curated record.